CGUUCACUAAUACAAGAUGAUGGAACAAUCAUUGGUCCGGAUCCCGUUCUACAACAAGCUCCUCAACAGCAAACCAUCUCAUCUCUACGCCAGCGCCUUCGAACUCUAAUGGGCUCAGCGCGUAAUAUCCGGCAACCAUCCGGAGUUAGCUGUGCCCCGGCCCAGAAUCUACCAACAAGCGGAAACUACCCAAAACGAAUUUUAUCAGCAAAUUCAUCACCAAAGAAACGACCUCAAGCAUACUAA
Anisakis simplex (herring worm) is the source of this 246-nucleotide messenger RNA. The record is from the annotation of a GenBank genome assembly. Lineage: Eukaryota; Metazoa; Nematoda; Chromadorea; Rhabditida; Anisakidae.